UCCGGCCCGGACCCGGACCCGAGAGGAGGAUCCGGCCCGGUACCGGGGGGAGGAUCCGGCCCGGUGCAGCGGGGCGGGGCGGGACAGCGGGAGACAAAGAAGGAAACUUCGGCGAAGAGCGAGAGCGCGGCCGGGACCUGCCGGGACCCGCCGGGACACCGGGACCCGCCGGGCCCCACCGGGACACGGGGACCCUCCGGGACCUGCCGGGACACCGGGACCCGCCGGGACCCACUGGGAAACCAGGACCCCCCCCCCCCCGGGACACCGGGACCCCCCCGGGGGCCCCCCGGGACCCGCCGGGACACCGGGACCCCCUGGGACCCAUCGCGGAUCCCCCGAGACCCGCCAGGACACCAGGACACCGGAUCCCCCCGGGACCCCCCCUGGACACCCCCACCCCGGGCGCAGAGCCCGGGACACCGGAUUCCCCCGCUCCCACCCCCCCACCCCGGACGCCGGGGCCCCGAGCGGCGGCGGCGGCGGCGGGAUGCGGCGGGGCUGAACCCGCUGCCCGGGAUCCGGGGUCCUCGCUGCCCCCGGCGCCCCCGGACCCGCGGUUCUCCAGCUUUGCAGCGUCCCCGGCCCGGACGCCGGGGCCCCCCCCUUCCCCCCCCCCGGAGUCCCCGUGUCCCCCCCCCCCCGGGGACCAUGAAGCUGCCAUCCGCCUGCUGCCGGUUCCAGGUGCUGGUGGCCGCCCUGGGCGUCUGCGUGACCGUCGGCUUCGUGGUGCAGCUCCUGGUGGGACCCUUCCAGCGGAGGUCCCCCGCGGCGCCCGCCGCCCGCCCGCCGCCGCCCUGCCAGCCCCGCACCCACCUGGUCUUCCUGAAGACGCACAAGACGGGCAGCAGCAGCGUGGUGAACCUGCUGCACCGCUUCGGCGAGGCCCACGGCCUCCGCUUCGCCCUGCCCCACCGCUACCAGUUCGGCUACCCCGGCCUCUUCCAGGCCAGCCGCGUCAAGGGCUACCGCCCCGGCGGGCCCCCCUUCGACAUCCUCUGCCACCACAUGCGCUUCAACCUGCCCGAGGUGCAGAAGGUGAUGCCCAACGACAGCUUCUACUUCUCCAUCGUGCGGGACCCGGGCACGCUGGGCGAAUCGGCCUUCGCCUACUACCGCGCCGUGGCUCCGGCGUUCCGCCGGGCUCCGUCUUUGGGCGCUUUCUUGGCUUCGCCCGAGCGUUUCUACGAACCGGGAGCGCGGGGCAACCAUUACGCCCGUAACCUGCUUUGGUUCGAUUUCGGCUUGCCGGCUCGACCCGCCGGCGCCGGAGCGGUGGCGGCGGCGCUCGAGGGUUUGGAACGGGUCUUCGCCUUGGUGCUGCUGGCCGAGCACUUCGACGAGUCGCUCGUGCUGCUGCGCGACGCCCUGUGCUGGGCCGAGGAGGACGUGGCCGCCUUCGCCCACAACGGCCGCCGGGGCUCCGGAGCCGGCGCCGGAGCCGGCGCCGGAGCCGGCGCCAGAGCCGGUGAUGGAGCCGGUGAUGGAGCCGGUGCCGGAGCCGGUGCCGGAGCCGGUGAUGGAGCCGGCGCCACGCAAGCCGCCCGCCUCCGUGCCUGGAACGCCCUCGACUGGGCGCUCUACACCCACCUGAACCGGUCGUUCUGGCGGCGGGCCGAGGCGUUCGGGGCGGCGAGGCUGCGGGCCGAGGUGGGGCGGCUGCGGGAGCGGCGCGCGGCCCUGGCCCGCCGCUGCCUGCGCGGCGGGGGGCCCGUGGCGGCGGCGGCCAUCGCCGAGAGGCGCCUCCGGCCCUUCCAGCCGCCGGGCAGGGCCGAGAUCCUGGGCUACGCGCUGCGGGCCGGGCUGGCGCCGGGCGAGCGCGAGCGCUGCGCCCGCCUCGCCACCCCCGAGCUCCAGUACAAGGACAUCCUCGACCGGCGGCAGUUCGGCAACGGCACCGCGGUGACGCCGCCCCGGGCCGGGGGGUAGCGGACGG
Molecule: messenger RNA, 1936 nt
Organism: Rhea pennata
Lineage: Eukaryota; Metazoa; Chordata; Aves; Rheiformes; Rheidae
Gene: GAL3ST4
Product: galactose-3-O-sulfotransferase 4
Exons: 4
Coding region: 652-1929 (425 amino acids)
Biological process (GO): glycolipid biosynthetic process
Cellular component (GO): membrane
Molecular function (GO): galactosylceramide sulfotransferase activity
Source: RefSeq, a predicted model, not a curated record